AUGCGACAGCACAGAGAUCAGGUCGGCGAGGCCUGGGGAGGGUCUGUGCUGGCCGGGCAGCGGCGCUGGGGCCUUUGCGGGCAGGUCUUGGCCCGUGGCAGGACAAGGAGGACAGAGGACAAAGCCCUGCCGGCGCUCACGGCACAGCCUAAUGUUUUGUUUCCCUGCCAGGAUGGUGACAAGUUCUGGAGGAUGCCCGAGUGUUACAUUCGUGGCAGCACCAUCAAGUACCUGCGAAUCCCCGAUGAAAUCAUCGACAUGGUGAAAGAAGAGGUGGUGUCGAAGGGCCGCGGCCGCGGCGGGAUGCAGCAGCAGAAGCAGCAGAAGGGCCGCGGCGUCGGAGGGGCUGGACGAGGUGUGUUCGGCGGCCGUGGCCGAGGGAUUCCAGGCAGCGGAAGAGGCCAGCAGGAGAAGAAGCCGGGCAGGCAAUCGGCAAAGCAGUGA
Molecule: messenger RNA, 444 nt
Organism: Tinamus guttatus (white-throated tinamou)
Lineage: Eukaryota; Metazoa; Chordata; Aves; Tinamiformes; Tinamidae
Source: RefSeq, a predicted model, not a curated record